AUGGGAGACCAGCUAAGCACAGAACUAGACCACGAGAAUCACCUCCUCCUCGACCAGCCCCUUCUGCGGCUGCCCUUCGAGCUCCUCCGGAAGACCCUCCGCUCCGCUCGAUUCGAGAUCGAGAAGGAUGGCGCCCUCAUCACCAACACGCUCAAGGAGACGGCAACGAGCAGCGUCAACGGCCGCAGCUCGAAGGAGGAUGUGCUCAAGAGCCUCGACACCAUGAUCGCGCGCAUGCGCGGCACCAAGCGCAAGCUGAUCGCCUUUGCCGACGAGGAGGACCGCCUGCACCAACAAGAAGAAGCGCGAGUGCAACACCUGGCCGAUCUCUACGCCAUGUACAGCGUCGACGACGUCAAGUACGAGGGCUGGAGCCGGACGCGGCUCGACCGGCUGCUGGUCGACUACCUCCUGCGGCAGGGCUACAACGACAGCGCGAGGGCCCUGGCCGAGGAGAGGGGGAUAGAGCGCUUGGUCGACGUCGAGACGUUUGAGCAGAUGAGCCGGAUCCGCAAGUCUUUGCUCAACGGCAGCGUCGCCGAGGCUCUGGCAUGGUGCACAGCCGGAGAAACCAAGAAGGAGUUACGAAAGAUGGAUAGCAACCUGGAAUUCAUGCUCCGUUACCAGCAGUAUAUCGAGAUCGUAAGGAACCGGUCGCAAACAAAACCCAACGAAGCACUCGCCCACGCGCGGAGAUACCUCUUCCCCUACCGCGACGCCUACCCGAGAGAGGUUUUACAAGCCUGCGGCAUGCUGGCCAUUCCGCCGGGCACCGCGCCCACCAUCGCCGCAUACGCCGACCUGUACUCGCCCGCGCGGUGGGCGAUGCUAGCCGAGCUCUUCACAACAACACACAACACGCUCCUGCAGCUGCCCUCGAAGCCGCUCCUGCACGUCGCGCUCUCGGCGGGUCUCUCGGCGCUCAAGACGCCGGCGUGUCACUCGACUCGCCCCGACUCGUUGGCGGCGCCGCCCUCGCACGCGACCAGCCUGACACUAUCCACCAACGUGUGUCCCAUCUGCAGCACCGAGCUCAACGAGCUGGCCCGCGGCGUGCCCUACGCCAACCACAGCACGAGCCACGUCGAGCCCGACCUGCUGAUGCUGCCCAGCAGCCGUGCCUACGGCCGCGCCCGUCUCGACGAGUACGCCCGCAAGGCGGGGCUGCUCGACGGCCAGGUGAAAGACCUGCGCUCCGGCGAGAUAUACGGCAGGGACACGUUGAAGAAGGUGUACAUCACAUGA
This is a messenger RNA of Anthostomella pinea, 1245 nucleotides long. The record is from the annotation of a GenBank genome assembly. NCBI's taxonomy places the organism in Eukaryota, Fungi, Ascomycota, Sordariomycetes, Xylariales, Xylariaceae.